This is a messenger RNA of Phascolarctos cinereus (koala), 10362 nucleotides long. It is a transcript of the gene SRGAP3, whose product is annotated as SLIT-ROBO Rho GTPase activating protein 3. Gene Ontology annotation, molecular function: protein binding. The record is from RefSeq and is a predicted model, not a curated record. Lineage: Eukaryota; Metazoa; Chordata; Mammalia; Diprotodontia; Phascolarctidae. Gene Ontology annotation, biological process: signal transduction.
AGCUAGCUAGUGAGCGAUCGAGCGAGAGUCAGCCCUGCAGUGAAAGCAGCUCCAGCUUGCAGCCCCCCCAGGUCAUUGGAGCCCAUGCAUUUCAGAAAGAAAACUUGUAUUUUUCUCUCCUGGUUUCGAUCGUCUCCAUAAAUCAGACCGUCGGAAGGACGAGGACGACAGACAGAGGGAGGGAGAGAGCGAGGGAAGAUGCGAGAUGAGAGCCCCUCUGGCAACCUGACCAUUGCUUUGGACAAACCUGGAGAGCUUUUCUUAUCGGCUCUGGGCACUGACUGCAAGUCAAAGGAGGAGUCUCUGUGUGUGUAUGUGUGCGUGUGUGUGUUUGUGUGAGUGUGUGAGUGCAAGGGUGUGUGUGCAUAAACCGCGAUUGUGAGUGUGCAUGUUGGAAUGAGUGUGUGAGCGCUUGUGUGUAUGUUUGUGUGUGUGUAUGUGUAUUUGUCUGUGCGCGUGAAUGUUUCUGAGAUACAUACAUACAUACAUUUAAAGAGAAGUCUGGAAAAACUGAAGCAGGUUACUGUGCUUUUUUGGAGGGGGAGAUGUCCACUCUUUUUUAAGACGAGCUGACUGAAGCCAGUUAUUAUUUGCCUCCCCGUCCCCACCCCCCACCCCGCAAAUGAAGAGAAUUCUUCCUGCAAGCUAGGUUUUUUUCCCCCCUUUCCCUUUCUGCAGCCAAGUGAAACUGAUUAGUCCCCAAACCUUGGAAAUCGACUUGACUCCUGCUAUUGCUGGGAGGAUCAGGGAAGAAAUCGGGGGAAAAACAAAUCGGGGUUAGUGUAGCCCCGUCAGAAAAUGUCAUCUCAAACUAAGUUCAAGAAAGACAAAGAGAUCAUAGCUGAAUAUGAAACACAAGUCAAAGAAAUCCGGACUCAGUUGGCCGAGCAGUUUAAAUGCCUGGAGCAGCAGUCCGAGUCGAGGCUGCAGCUGCUGCAGGACCUCCAGGAGUUCUUCCGAAGGAAGGCAGAGAUCGAGCUCGAGUAUUCCCGCAGCCUGGAGAAGCUGGCCGAGCGUUUCUCCUCCAAGAUCCGUGGCUCCCGAGAACACCAGUUCAAGAAGGAUCAAUACCUCCUCUCUCCUGUGAAUUGUUGGUAUCUAGUGUUGAACCAGACCCGGCGUGAGAGUAGGGACCACGCUACGCUCAAUGACAUCUUCAUGAACAAUGUCAUCGUCCGUCUCUCCCAGAUCAGUGAGGAUGUUAUCAGGCUCUUCAAAAAGAGCAAGGAAAUUGGCUUACAGAUGCAUGAAGAGCUGCUGAAGGUGACCAAUGAGUUAUACACAGUCAUGAAAACCUAUCACAUGUAUCACGCAGAGAGCCUUAGCGCUGAGAGCAAGUUAAAAGAGGCCGAGAAGCAAGAGGAGAAGCAGUUCAACAAGUCAGGUGACCUUGGUAUGAAUCUGCUCCGGCAUGAGGACAGGCCGCAGCGCAGGAGUUCCGUCAAGAAGAUGGAGAAGAUGAAGGAGAAGAGGCAAGCCAAGUACUCGGAAAAUAAGCUGAAGUGCACCAAGGCCCGGAAUGACUAUUUGCUGAACCUAGCGGCCACCAAUGCAGCCAUCAGCAAAUAUUAUAUCCAUGAUGUCUCCGAUCUGAUCGACUGUUGUGAUCUGGGCUUUCACACCAGCCUGGCCCGAACCUUCAGGACCUACCUCUCAGCUGAAUAUAACCUGGAGACCUCUCGCCACGAGGGGCUGGAUGUCAUAGAAAACGCAGUGGACAACUUAGAUGCGAGGAGUGACAAGCAUACGGUCAUGGACAUGUGCAACCAGGUCUUCUGCCCUCCACUCAAGUUUGAGUUCCAGCCCCACAUGGGGGAUGAGGUGUGCCAGGUGAGUGCCCAGCAGCCAGUCCAGACAGAGCUACUCAUGCGCUACCACCAGCUCCAGUCCCGGCUAGCUACCCUCAAGAUAGAGAAUGAAGAGGUCCGGAAAACACUGGAUGCUACCAUGCAGACCCUUCAGGACAUGUUGACAGUGGAGGACUUUGAUGUCUCUGAUGCCUUCCAACACAGUCGAUCCACGGAAUCAAUCAAAUCCGCUGCAUCUGAGACUUAUAUGAGCAAAAUCAACAUUGCCAAGAGGCGCGCCAACCAGCAGGAAACUGAAAUGUUUUAUUUUACGAAAUUUAAAGAAUAUGUGAAUGGCAGUAAUCUUAUCACCAAGCUGCAGGCUAAGCAUGACUUGCUCAAGCAGACCCUUGGAGAAGGUGAAAGAGCAGAGUGUGGCACCACAAGGCCCCCAUGUCUUCCCCCUAAACCACAGAAAAUGAGGAGACCUAGGCCUCUCUCAGUGUAUAAUCAUAAACUCUUUAACGGCCGUAUGGAAACGUUCAUUAAGGAUUCAGGGCAGGCCAUACCCCUGGUGGUGGAAAGCUGCAUCCGUUAUAUCAAUUUAUACGGUCUCCAGCAGCAAGGUAUCUUUAGAGUGCCUGGAUCGCAGGUCGAAGUCAAUGACAUUAAAAAUUCGUUUGAGAGAGGUGAAGAUCCCCUGGCGGAUGACCAAAAUGAAAGGGAUAUUAAUUCAGUGGCUGGUGUCUUAAAGCUGUAUUUCCGAGGACUGGAAAACCCACUCUUUCCCAAGGAAAGGUUUCAAGAUUUGAUAUCCACAAUCAAAAUGGAAAGUCCCGCAGAGAGAGUGCACCUGAUCCAGCAGAUUCUUGUCACCUUGCCCCGAGUGGUCAUCGUGGUCAUGAGAUACCUCUUCGCUUUUCUCAACCACCUGUCCCAGUAUAGCGAUGAGAACAUGAUGGAUCCCUACAACCUGGCCAUCUGCUUUGGGCCAACCCUCAUGCAUAUCCCAGAUGGACAGGACCCCGUAUCAUGCCAGGCUCACGUCAAUGAAGUCAUCAAAACCAUCAUUGUCAAUCAUGAGGCCAUCUUCCCCAGCCACAGGGAACUGGAAGGGCCAGUGUAUGAGAAGUGCAUGGCCGGAGGGGAAGAAUAUUGUGACAGCCCACAUAGUGAACCAGGGACGAUUGACGAGGUUGACCAUGACAAUGGCACAGAGCCUCACACCAGUGAUGAUGAAGUGGAGCAGAUCGAAGCUAUUGCCAAGUUUGACUAUGUGGGACGGUCCCCCCGAGAGCUGUCCUUUAAGAAGGGGGCCUCGCUCCUCCUGUACCACCGGGCCUCUGAAGACUGGUGGGAAGGCCGACACAAUGGAGUGGAUGGACUCAUCCCCCAUCAGUACAUCGUUGUGCAAGAUAUGGAUGAUGCGUUCUCGGACAGCCUGAGCCAGAAGGCUGACAGUGAAGCCAGCAGUGGGCCCCUGUUGGAUGACAAGACCUCUUCCAAGAAUGACCUCCAGUCCCCCACAGAGCACAUCUCUGACUAUGGAUUUGGGGGAGCUAUGGGCCGAGUACGGUUGAGAUCAGAUGGGGCUGCCAUCCCCCGUCGCCGGAGUGGGGGUGACACACACAGCCCACCUCGGGGCCUGGGUCCAGGGAUAGACACCCCACCUCGAGCAGCUGCCUGCCCCAGCAGCCCCCACAAAAUCCCCCUCAACCGAGGCAGGAUCGAGAGCCCAGAGAAGCGGAGGAUGGCAACCUUCGGAAGUGCCGGCAGCAUCCACUACCCGGACAAGAAGGCCCUUUCCGACGGGCACCCGCUGAGGUCGACCUGCGGCUCCACACGGCACAGCAGCCUCGGAGACCACAAAUCUUUGGAGGCUGAAGCCCUGGCAGAAGACAUCGAGAAGACCAUGAGCACGGCCCUCCAUGAGCUUCGAGAGCUUGAAAGGCAAAACACAGUCAAGCAGGCUCCAGAUGUGGUCCUAGACACGCUAGAGCCCAUGAAGAACCCACCUCUGGGCUCCAUCAGCUCAGAACCCGCCAGCCCCCUGCACACAAUCGUCAUCCGAGACCCGGAUGCCGCCAUGCGCCGCAGCAGCAGCUCCACCACAGAGAUGAUGACGACGUUCAAACCUGCGCUGUCUGCCCGGCUGGCAGGUGCCCAGCUCCGCCCCCCCAUGCGGCCCAUCCGCCCCGUCGUCCAGCACCGAUCCAGCAGCAGCAGCAGCUCAGGGAUGGGCAGCCCAGCAGUGACCCCCACCGAAAAGAUGUUCCCCAACAACUCCUCCGAUAAGUCAGGGACCAUGUAGUGCCCGAACCCCAUGGCCUCAAAUGAAGGAAACCCGAGUUGUUACCAUUGGCGGCCACUUCUUUCCAGGACAAACCCCAGGGUGGGGAUGUCUUCUGGUAUCAGGAGAAGAAAAAUGGUCCAAAGACAACUUAACCAGGAAGAUGUGUGAAGCAUUGAGUUUAUGGUAUUGGUUGCCAUCUGUAUUUAUCUAUUUGCAGAAACGGAUAGACAUAAAGUGUGUGUAUAUAUGCAUAGGAUAUGUACAUACACCGAAGUAAUCUGAACAGAAGCUUUUCAUAAGAUUUCAGCAAAGUGUAAAAAGGCUUAUUCUGCUUAUUGUCACUGGAAAUUAUUCUAUAUAUAUAGAGAUAUAUAUAGAUAUAGAUAUGUAUGUAUGUGUCUGUGGGUGUGUAUAUAUAUAUACAUAUUUAUGCAUCUAUAUACAUAUACUAUAUAUGUAAACACACAUACCAAGUGUACAAAGUAUCAUGUUCCUUUUUAUGAAAAUUAGAUUUACCUCAGACCUGUGCCACUAAACAUCUCCCGUAGAGUGGUUUGGUUGGAUUUGUGGGGCUUCUCUGGGAGAUUUUUGGGGCACACAGCAACUGUGCAUGAAGCAAUAGAGCUCUGACCUUUGGAGAUUUCCCUUCCAUGUAAGUGGGCGUCUCGAGACUGGCGCAACUUCUGUAACCGUCUACUCAGAAAGGCGACAGCAGUGCCACUGGCAAACAGGCUUUCCUCAGUGACUGGGGAACCCUUCAUGUCAAGCCUUGAAAGACUCCUGGUAACCUACAAGAGGGAUGAGGGUCAGCCGUCUGCCAUUAAGGUAUACUAAAAAUGGACGACAAGAACCUUGCCACCCCACCCUACCCCCGACCACCAAACCCUUGUAUUUGUGUGUAGAAAAGGGGAUUAUAAGUACCUAAGCCGAAACGUAGCACAGUGUUGUGUGUGUUUAAAAAAAAAAAGAAAAAAAGAGAAUACAGUGGUGUUGAAUACUUCCAGACCCAACAGAGCAGUAGUAAUAAACCGAUAGGUGUAACUAUAGUGGUUUAACUUAGACUGUUUGGGAAAUCCUUAAUUUGCCUUUUUCUCUUUUUUACUAAUUAUCACCGUGUCAAAUUGGGACUAAACAGGCAAGGAGGCUUUGGUUUUCAUUGGUUUAUUUCAAGUUGCACAGUCAUUCCCGAAAGUCUAACUUGGGUUGGGGUCCUCCCUCUUGCAUGAAACGCAUGAGCCAUAUUUGACCAGAUCAGACAGGAGCCAGUCUGAUGGGGUAAGAGUUUGCACUUUCUAUACUGUAUAAUACAGCUGGUGGAGUUUAUGCAAAUGAAAUUGCUUUCUGUUUCCUCCCUUUGGGGAGGAGAAAAUGUGCUGAUGGAGCUGGGAUGCAUGAUUUCUUAUUGUAUGAUGAUUGAGUCUUCUCUCUCCUGACUGGGUUCAGGACCCUCUGUGUUUCUUUAGUUCAUUUUAUUUUCUCUUCUGGUCUCUUGAAUCCAUUUCCCCAGGGAUGUGCCAAAAGCCACAGGGUAUUGGAGCACAGGUGAACCCAGUUUGAAUCUGAGCCCUCCUACUUAGAUCUUGAAUAUCCUUCCAGGAAAACCCUCUGCUUACUUUGUCCGGUUCUUCCUUCACCCCUGCUUCCCUAGGCCUCUUGGUAUUUACUUUCAUAGCUGUGCUGAUGAGCAAGGGAAGUUCUGCUCAAACCCUUGAAAACCUUCUGGUAUUAGAGGGGUAGAUGGUGGUGGAAUUUUCUUGCCAGCCAAUCAAGGAGCCAGUUGUCAUCUUGUAUCAGUAAUAGCAUCUGUUGCUCGAAGAGCUCACUAGAUACAUCAGAGGGAGCUUUUACCUCCGUCCUGGAACAUCGAUCCCUGGAAUUCUCCCAUUAGUGAUUCAUUCCUCUAGCUUAAGCAUUGUACCUGCACCCUUUGGAAAAUAUAACAGUAUCCCCUCCCUACAUGAAGCAUGUCAUAUUAAGUCCUCAGGUCUUAGUGUUAAUGAAUGGGAUGUUUUCCUGUCUGAUAGCAAGAGCCAGGGUGCAUGAAGAUAUGGGGUACCUGGAGAGGGAAAGGGUUCUGAAGGCUGUAGAAAGGGGAAAAAUGGAUAUGUAGGAAGGGGAACCAAAGUGAAGUUUCAAAUCCAUCACAAUUUUGCCUAAGGCCAGUCCUAGUUUUGUGAACUGAAAAUCUUAAUUAUAAAAGAGGCCUAAGAUCACCUGACUCAAUCCCCUGCUGAACCAUUAUUGCCAUUUUUGAGAUUGGGUAACAGAGUUGCAGAGAAAUGACCUUGUCUGAGGUCAUAUAGCUAGCUGCUAAGCAGCAGAGCCAGGGCUGAAAACCUAGGUCACUUAACCUCCUAAUGCAGUGCUCUGUCCACUAUAUUGUAUAAUCCCUGGAAUAGGUACCCUAAUGGGCACUUUUUAAAAAACUUCCUAUAAAAGAAUUGCCCAUUUAUAAAAAAAAAAAAAGAUAUAGAGACUGGUACAUUUCGGUCACUUAUUUGCAAGCCUGUUGUAUCAUCUUCUAGGGACUAAAGACUCCUUCCCUUCUGCUGAGGAGCCACCAGUCUGAAUUUAGUCCUCUUGCCAUUUUGGCUGAAUGAUCCCAUACCACCAAGACAGGCAUUUGCAAAAUGAAAAAUUCUACCAGUCCACUGGGAUGAUUUUUUUUCCCCUCUCCAAAUUUUGCCAGUGAUAUUUCCCCCCAUUGAAUUUACUAUCGUCUUGGGCUCUGGUGUGGAUAAAGCCUUAGUAACUUUCUUUUCAGCACCCUGUUUGCUUCCUAUGGAAUUAUUUCACACUUGCUUACUCAGGAGAGGCCUCCCACCUGGGUAGAAGUACCAUAGCUACAUUGCCCCCCAGGAUGAAUGCUGACCUGCUGGGCAGAAGCAAAAGGAAGACAAAUUCCUCAUGAUUUUUUGCUCUCACUUUCUCUCUCAAUAGCCAGGACCCAUGCAUGCUUCACAACGCAGUGUCUUCCUGACCCUUGCCUGUUCUAGUCUGAUUGAUAUUGUUGUAUUUGUUGAAAUGCUAGAAAAGUAACUAUUGAAAUGUAAACUAUAUAAAAAAAGGCUAAAUGUUAAUGGUAGCCAGUGCCACUGACCAAAUCUUUGCACUUAGUAGAUAGAUCAAUAUAAAAACAAAACAACCCUCUCCCCCACAAACCUAAUCUUUCACUGUACAGUGUGUGUGUGGGGGAAAUGUAGUCAUUAGUUAAUAGUCCUCAGUAUAAUCAAUUUUAAAAGGGGAAGUGGUGUUUACACACUUGUUCGUAAGCGUUGUGGAAAACUGUGAUGAUCUCAACUAGCUCUCUGGCUUUCUGGAGUUUUUUUGUUUUGUUUGUUUCACCUUAGUUGAACUCUUGAGGCCAAAGCCUUUUUGUCUUUCUGGGGGGGCAGGUGUCAGUCUGUUCUAAAGAUGAACCAGUGAGACAUUCAUUUAAAACUGACCAAAGACAUGAUUUCUGGUCCAGUUUCCCAUGCUGUCCUGGAGAGAGGACCAUCAUUUGCCAGUCUUUCUCGGGUACUUGAGAUCAAAUCCUGCUUCCCACCCUGACUCCUUUUUUUUUUCUUUUCCUCUUUAAUAACUGUGGGUCUCUAUGAAAUUCUUGCCUUUUCUUGUUUUCAGUGCGAAUGUUUUCUCACCUUUAAGCGCCUUUAGAAAAUCCCAGAACACAAGAUUGGCGUGAAUCCUAAGCAUGGGAAGUGAAUGCUGCCUGAUUUUUUUCCUUUCAUACCAUUGGGCUAAAUUCCCAAGGGAGGAGGGGACCUUUUAAUCAAAAAAUGGAGCAGCAGGAGGUGGGGAAGAAGAUGAGCCACUUUUCUGAUAUCAUGGCUUAUAAGAUGAUAAGUAGAAAGUGUUCAAAGGAGGUCAGCCAAGAUGGCGAAGGACCUUGAGUCCUUGCCAUAGGAGGAUAUGCUGAAGGAACUAGGGAUUAAACAUCCUGGAGAAGAGAAACUUGGAGGGGGGGGGAGUGGGAGGAGAGGGAGGGGGAAGACAUGAUAUCUGUUUUGAAGUAUUUGAGGGUUGUCACACGGAGUUUCUGCCUCACAGAGCAGAAAUAGGAACACUGGGCAGAAAUGGUUAGAAAAAAAAAAGCAAAUUCAAGCUUCCUGAAAGCAAAAACUCGGAACAAUGAGAGUCACCCCAAAGCUGAAUGGGCCGCCUCUGUAGGAUGCCAGACUCCCUUGGAGAUCUUUAAGCAAAGACUGUCGGAGCAACUGUAGGACAAAUUACAAAGGGAAUUCUUCUUCACUUGAGGUUGGCCUGCGUGGCUCUGAUGUCCCUUCCCACUCUGAAAUAUUGGAUUCUUUGAUAGGAAGUGAGGGGACAGCUUGAUAAACAGGUAUGAAACAUUUUUCCUCAUAGUACUUAACCUAAAGGGGAACACGGGCUUCCAGGAGGACCGUACUUGGACCAGCUGCUUGGCUGGUUUGGGCUUGCCUUGCGGGUUUUCUCAUUCUUUUAAGCACGAAUGUGGAGGCCUUCCUACUACGUGGUGGUAUGUUGGCACUUAAAGUGCAGAACCUGGCCAAAGGACAGACCCCAAGGACAUAUGUCACAGUCGUCCCCCCCCCCCAGUCUUUUGCUUCCUGAUUUUUUCACUAUUUACCUUUUUCACCAACAAGGAACAACAACUAUGAUAAUAAAAACUCAUUUAUUUAGCACUUUAAGGUUCAUAAAGCGCUUCCCUCAUGACAACCCUGUGAGGUAGAUGGUGCAAGUAUUUUUCUCUCUCUUUUACAGAUGAGGAGACCUCUGUUUAGAAUGGUGGUGGUGGUUGGGGGUGAGGGUGAGUUGCCUGGAGUUACACAGCUGUUAAGUGUCAAAGUUCAUGACUGCCAGGCCAAGGCUCCUUCUGGUUGCCUCAGAACUAGCCACUGAGAAGCCCAGAAGGGCCCCAGACCUAAAAAGGGUGGCAUAGAUGGGGGAAAGGGAAGGAAGAGACAGGGAAUAGGAGGAGGGGGUUGUUGAUGAGUUGAUUUUCUGCUGUGCAGAGCAAAUUCAGACAUCUUAAGCCUGGGUUCAAAUUCAGACAUCUAUUUCUCCUGGAUUGUUUGGAAUUUUCUGUCUUUAGGAGAGCUGGGAUUCCCACCUGUGCCAAGGCUUGAAGGUAGGGGCCAGGGAGGAGUGGCAAUCCUGUAACAUGUGGGGCUUGCUGGGCUCCCCUCUUACAGGCUUCCAGAGAUUGCUCUUUCCAGAAGUAGGCAGCCCAUUCUCUGGUGCUGGCUUGGCAGCUCUUGCCAACUUCCCUCCCCACAUCAGCUGAUUCCUCUUUCCCUUUGAACUCUCCCAUGCCAGCCACUUCAACGUGACUGUUCUCUGUAACCAGAACAUUAGUGCACUUUUCCCUUCCUAGAUAGAAAGUAUACCCUGGAUAGAGAUUUUUGUACAUUUUGAACUCUGUUAUCUCCUAGCAGUGUGACAGUUUACAUGGUUUGGCAGUAGAGACAAUUCUGAUCACUUUCCAGUGGCUGGCAUUUCUUGUCUUCCCUUCCAUCCCCUUCGCCUGUUCCCACCCCUAACUCAAUCUUACUGUACACAAACCAAUCUAAGCAACCCGGGGAAACUGUGCCCUCCCCUCCCCACUUUGAUGAUCAUCAUUGUUCCUCUGGAUAUUGUUUCUGUAUGGUACAACCAAAUGUCCUUCAUUUAGACUGUCUGUUUGGAUCCUCUGUCCCUCCCACACACUGAUGGUGCCCUGUAGACCAAGCCGCUGGUUUGACGUGGAGCUGUCCUGUGAAAUAAAACAGCGUAACUUUCUCAAACUGGCUGCUGAUGCUUUCUGCGAUUGCCCAAACAGGCAUUUGCUUGGGGUGGUGGGCUGCCUGGAGGUGAUGCUUUCCUCCUCAUCCACAGUGCUUUGCUUCCUAGGGGAGGGGGAGAGGCUGGAAGGAGAGGGUGGGAGACGCUUUUGCUGUCCUUGGCUUUGGCCUUGAGUAACAUUGCUUAAUCUCGCUUAAUUGACCAGCCAUUUAUUAAUACCUGCCACACGUCAGGCAGUAUGAUAAAUGCUAGAGAUACAAAGACAAAAGUCAGAUAGUCCUGUUCCUUUGGGGAGCACUCACUCUACUAGGGGAUCACCAGGAAGUGAAUAUGCAAAACACAUGCAAAACAAGAGCAUCAUUGUUUUAAGGACACUGACAAUUUGGGGGGAUCAGGAGAAGCCUUUUGAGGGAAGGGGCUCUUGAAUUGAGCCAAGGAGUGGAGGAGCUAGGAUUUCCUAGAAAAAGAAAUGAUGAAAUAGAGCAUUCCAAGCAUAGGGGGAACUGCCUAUGCAAAGGG